CGACCAAGCGAUCUACGUCACAUCCAGCCUCAGCUCAUCAGCUGCCUAAGCUCCAACUAAACUCCACCAUCUAACAAACAGCACCAACUGCGAAUACAACACCCUGAAUAACUACUAUCAUGUUCAAGCGAUUCUUCGGCGAGCAUGGCGCAAAGAACGUUGUGACCCUCUUCCACAAGCCCUCCAGCCAGGCCUCCCUACGUGCACACACCCUCCUCAAGCAAGCAAACGCCCAGCCUGUUGCAACUGCCACCGAAGACCAGGCCAGCUCCCACAAUGCACAGAACAAGGCGGAGCGAUCCGAGUUCGAGCUAGAUGUAACAGAGGCACCUCCCACAGCAGACCAACUCAAGAACAUUCUGGAGUACCUAGGUGGACCCAGCGCUGUUGGGAGGGUUGUGCAGGGCGCAAAGGAUGAGACAGAUGCGCUGAGGCGGUUGAAGGCGGAUGCGGAUUCGUUCCAGAGACCGCUGGUCGUGGACUGGAACCAGGGCAAGGCUGUUGCUGGUGAUAACGAGUCUGAGAUCCUCAGCUUGCUGAGGAACAUCUCGGCCGAGAAAAAGUAGCGAGCCCAUCACCUGUAGAUCAACGAAAGCACUUGACACGAGGUUGGUAACCUAGUUCCCUUCAGUCAGCUCCUUGGUGUUGUUCGAUUUAGCUGUUUCCACGCCGAAGCUCCAAGGACCCUCACCGCUGCUCUGUGCGCAAGCACUGGCGACGGGUACCUGCAGAACGACUAAGUGACUUGCCUCUAUGCCAGUCCCUGUAAAUUUCCGCUCAAAUGUCCGUGUUUCUCAUCUGCGUCGUUUGUUUACUUCACCACCGCUCAAGCUUUUCUUUGUGUGUGUUUAUCCCAUCUCAUCAUAGCUAGUCCUUCGUGCAUGACAAAACCCU
Messenger RNA from Macroventuria anomochaeta, 894 nucleotides. RefSeq lists its product as uncharacterized. Gene Ontology annotation, cellular component: mitochondrion. NCBI's taxonomy places the organism in Eukaryota, Fungi, Ascomycota, Dothideomycetes, Pleosporales, Didymellaceae. Bases 120 to 566 code for a protein of 148 amino acids. The transcript has 3 exons. Gene Ontology annotation, molecular function: oxidoreductase activity. The record is from RefSeq and is a predicted model, not a curated record.